Melanotaenia boesemani (Boeseman's rainbowfish) is the source of this 1178-nucleotide messenger RNA. Its product is annotated as rano class II histocompatibility antigen, A beta chain-like. Gene Ontology annotation, cellular component: MHC class II protein complex; membrane. The record is from RefSeq and is a predicted model, not a curated record. Gene Ontology annotation, biological process: antigen processing and presentation of exogenous peptide antigen via MHC class II; peptide antigen assembly with MHC class II protein complex; positive regulation of T cell activation. Gene Ontology annotation, molecular function: MHC class II protein complex binding. The transcript is spliced from 5 exons. NCBI's taxonomy places the organism in Eukaryota, Metazoa, Chordata, Actinopteri, Atheriniformes, Melanotaeniidae. The coding region runs from base 16 to 822 and encodes 268 amino acids.
GUCUUGUGAGGAAACAUGCACAUUCAUCAUGUGUUUUGUUUGGUUUUCUUUCUUUUCAGUCCAGUUUUCACUGAUGAAGAUUACUACCAAGUCAGAGCAUGUUGUUCAUACAAGGGGCCGCACUUUGAAGAUAUAGAGUAUACAAUUAUAUCUAGUUUUAAUAAAAAUAAAAUGAUGGAGUACAACAGCACAAGAGGCAACUGGACUGGAUUCACACCUUAUUCAAUAGCAGCUUCAAGACAUUGGAACGGUGAUCCAUACGAUGCACUUGAAAGAAAAUUUGAAAUCAAAUUGUUGUGUGAAGACAAUGUACACUAUAUCCAAAGCCUUGGAAAUCUCUCAACAACCCCCACUGUCAAAAUUAAGUUAGUGAAGCAGUCCAGCGGUGGACACCCAGCCAUGCUUGUAUGCAGCGCCUAUAACUUCUUCCCAAAGCAAGUCAGGAUAACGUGGUUGCGAAACAAACAAGAAGUAAUAACAGGAGUCAGUUAUUCGGAUGUGAUGGCUGAUGGCGAUCUUUAUUACCAGAUGCAUUUAUUUCUGCAGUACACUCCGACUUUAGGAGAAACCAUCACCUGCAUGGUUGAACACGCCAGUCUUUCUGAACCAAAAAUUGUGGUCUGGGAUGACUCCCUCCCUGCUGAAGCACAAAUUCAAAUUAUUAUUGGACUGUGUGGACUCAUCUUUGGUUUAAUAUUUCUGAGUUCUGGAUUGUUUUACUAUAAGAAAAAAUCAGCUAAACAAGUUACAUUCUGCCGAGCAACACAAACAUGGAUUCCUGUGGAACACACCCCUCCAGCGGGAGCAACGGAGCAGCUUUAACAAACACCAUAAUUACAAACAAUCCGUGAUGUUCUGAAUAUAUGUCUCUAUGUCUGGAGAUGGGUUUCAGCUUCUUAGCUUUCUGCUGCACACUCUUCCUAAAAAUACUUUGGGGGUUGGAAAAUGGCGGGGAGUUGCUGGUGGUUGCCGGUUCUUGGUGGUUUCCCGUGGUGCACCCUGUGGCAACGCGCCUCUCAGUUUUAAUUGCACUUAGACUUCAAAACACAAAAAAAACAACACAUAAACAACAUCUGGGGGGCGUGCCAUGUAGUGCAUGGUUGGCGAGGCCACUAAGGUCAAUGUGGUCACUGCCCAUCAAUUUUAAUUGCAAACAACACACACUUCAUAAACAGUCA